Molecule: messenger RNA, 698 nt
Organism: Euleptes europaea (tarantolino)
Lineage: Eukaryota; Metazoa; Chordata; Lepidosauria; Squamata; Sphaerodactylidae
Gene: MRPL18
Product: mitochondrial ribosomal protein L18
Exons: 4
Coding region: 1-660 (219 amino acids)
Biological process (GO): translation
Cellular component (GO): mitochondrion; ribosome
Molecular function (GO): structural constituent of ribosome; 5S rRNA binding
Source: RefSeq, a predicted model, not a curated record
AUGGCGCCUGGCGGAAGGAUGAAAGAGAAGGGCGGGAACCAUCCGGGAAACUCGGAGGCGACGGCUGUGACGUUGAAAGAAAACCGACCAAUUCAGAGACGCGUCACAGUUCGGGACAACCCAGGACGCGGUGGCUGUGACGAAUUUUUCUGUUUCUCUUCUCUAGGUAUUCGAUUCAGUUCUGCAAUUCCCAGUUCCACACCUUCUGUUGAGGAUGAACUGGAUACAACAGAAAAUGAAAUUGUUGCUCCUGAUUUUACUAAUCGGAAUCCUCGUAACUUGCAGCAGUUGGCUCUAGCAAGGAAAGAGAGAGGCUGGAAAACAACGUGGCCAACACAAGAGUAUUGGCAUAGGUUGAGACUUGAACAAACACAGAAUCACGUGGAGGCCUAUGUUGAGCAUUGCAGCGGUCAAAUUGUAGUUUCUGCUUCCACCCAAGAGUGGGCCAUCAAGAAGUACCUUCAUCGUACAACAGGCGUGACAGCAUGUGUGAACGUCGGGCAAGUGCUAGCUCAACGUUGUCUUGAAGCAGGAAUCAACUUUGUGGACUUCCGAGCUGUAAUUCCAUGGUCAAAACGUUGCGAUACGAUCCGGAGCUUCCGAAAUGCUAUGAGCGAAGGUGGCGUUGUACUGAAAGAGCUGCGAAGAAUUUAUGAAUAAGUUUGAAAUUUGGGAGAAUGGGCUGAGAAACAGACUAU